AUGAACUGGGUCAGUGACAAGGAUGAGUCUUCGAAUGAUGAAGAUUUUAAAAUGAAAUUCUACAUCACAAGACAGUUCAAAAAUUUCAGGAAGAAUGCCAAUGCGAAAGGAUUUGACAAGGACCAAAAGCAAUCUAGCUCUUCACAGUUCAAGAGCCAAGAUAACGGGAAGAAGGAUGUUAGGGAUGGCGAUAAUGAUGACGAGGGAAUCUUGAAUGCCUUCACUGCCGCUGUGAAUCCUACUGAAGGGAUCGUUGAUGAGGCUUCAGAGGAUGAGGGCGAUGAUAAUGGCUCUGGUGAUGAUGAUGAUGAGGAUGCUAGCUCUUCCGGUGACGAGGAGAUGACUACUUCUCAAUGA
This is a messenger RNA of Quercus robur (English oak), 357 nucleotides long. RefSeq names its product rRNA-processing protein EFG1-like. Lineage: Eukaryota; Viridiplantae; Streptophyta; Magnoliopsida; Fagales; Fagaceae. The transcript is spliced from 3 exons. The record is from RefSeq and is a predicted model, not a curated record. The coding region runs from base 1 to 357 and encodes 118 amino acids.